This is a messenger RNA of Aspergillus alliaceus, 1927 nucleotides long. It is a transcript of the gene esdC, whose product is annotated as GTP-binding protein EsdC. The transcript has 2 exons. Lineage: Eukaryota; Fungi; Ascomycota; Eurotiomycetes; Eurotiales; Aspergillaceae. The coding region runs from base 571 to 1371 and encodes 266 amino acids. The record is from RefSeq and is a predicted model, not a curated record.
UGGUCUUGUUUGGAGCUGCCCUUAAUUCUUUUUUUUUGUUUGAAGACACCCGUGCACUGGUUGCGUUGGGUUAGUUGUUUUGAUCAAUUCAUUUUACUAUACCUUAAUAAUCGUUCUAUACUAAACCCCUUCAAUUUGAUAUUAACGAAAAAAAUCCAUACUUGAAUUCCCCUUACAGACGAGCUGUGCUCUCUUAUACCCCAAUCCAAUCACACACAUUUUAUUUUAUUUUAUUUUUUUUUGGACCGUUCAACUUGGUCGCUGGUCGACGUCUCCAUUCAGCAGCUUACAAUCUUGCUCAGCCUUGUUCAUCUUGUCGCUGAGGCUUUUUACCAUCAUUCUAAUUUCGUUGUCGUGGACUGGAUCCGCGAGCACUACUGUUGGAUACCGCAGUCAACCAACCAACAAACCAACACGGACCUGAUUGAAUCGGCUCUGGUAGUCCUUCCAUACAAGUCUUAUAUACCUUCCACAUCUGAUACGGAAGAGUGCUCUCAUCUUUUACUUCGACACGAUCAUCUAUACGUUCAACGUGAAUAUUAUAUUAAUCUUUAGUCUCAAUCUUUCAAAAUGUCCGCCGUUCAACUCAAGUUCACUCUUCGGACCUCGUCCAAUGUCAAGACUGUCCACCUGCUUGGCUCCUGGGACAACUACUCCCGUCAGAUUCCCCUCUCCAGGGAUGAGGGCAAGGCCGGCUCAUGGGUUGGUAAGUUCCGCUUCCAGACCUCCAUGCUUAAGCUCGGCGGCCGUUACUGGUACUACUACAUCAUGGAUGGAUACCACGUCUCCCAUGAUCCCGCCGUUGAGUACACCGUUGAGCCAACCACUGGCCGCAAGCUGAACAUCCUUGAUGUUCCCGGAGGCAACAAGAAACCCAGCACCUCCUCCACCCACAAACCUAGGAGGACCUCCGAGGAGGUGGUCAAGGGCCGUGCUCCAUCGCCAUCUAAGAUUCACCACCCCAAGCCCUCCAAGCCCUACGCCUCCCGCCAAAUCCGGGAGACCGACUUCGCUCCCACCAUGGAGGAUCUCACGAUGCGUUUUGCGGGCUCUCGCCUGUCGGACGAGUACUCACUCUCCAACAGCCCGCCCAGCUCGGUUGGCUCGUCCCUGUCUUCGCGGUCCUCUCGGUCCUCCGGCAGCACCUCGCCUUCUUCCCUUUCUUCCAUGAGUGACCCAGCUAGCGUGUGCCGCUGUGAGCGCUACGGUAUCACUCGGAAGGGUGACCGUGUCAAGCUCGACUGCGGUGGUAGCCGCUGCGGCUACGUGACCGAGUCGUCCGAGGCAAGCUGUUCCGAGUCUGACAGUGAUGAGGAGUACCGCCGGGCCCGCCGGGGUGUUCGUCGCCAGGGUAUCGUUGUGCGUCGGUAAAUCGUACAGCUGGUGGAAUUAUUUCUUGCAAUCAAAUUUUUAUGGAGAUGGAUUGAUCCCCACCCCCCGACCGGGCGGUGCCAAUCAAUAUGGCAUGUUACAGUUAUGCCAUGAUGUUCAGAACAGCCUUUCCUUAGCAGUUCUCCGAAGAGAACAUUUACUUCAACACAGAAAAUCAAAAAAAAGGGGGGGCGGUUUGGAGAGAGGAAGGAAAAUUAUACCGGAUCGUAGCCGUGCUACGAGCAAGCCGGACUCGCUUCGUGCUAGCUGAGGCUGAAGUUUAGGAAGGGGUAGGAAGUCUGGGGAAGAGAUGUGUGGGAAGGUAUAUUGUGGUGGUGAGAAUGAAGUUAGGGACGGAAGGGGAAGACAAUGACAAUGUUGCCCUGUGUCUGAUGCUACAACAGACCAGCCAGGUGAAACGCCAUGAAUGAGUGAUGAUGCUUUUUAUCUGGACGGCGCAAGUGGCGCUUAACCCUAAGCCGGGGAUGGGUACUCGACUCCGUCCAGAAUGAACGACGAAUUAUGCUCCUUGGAUUAGCUUAAAUUUGAAAAAAAA